AUCUAGGGCUGUCCUGAGUUAAUUUCAGGUGCCCAUCAUUAAUUAUACAUGUUAACACAAAGGUAUAAUAAAUCUAAGAUGUUGCUGACUACUGCAUGUGUGUAGGUUUACAGUUAAUUGUAAUGCAUGACUUUCAGCAGGAUAAAGCCCCACCUCACAGCUCCACAUUUUCAUAUGCAUGCAGCGACUUACACAACCUGACUAUCAACUCAGGAGUCAUGACAGAAGUAUAUAACACAACCGAAAACUACACAGAAUACGACAACCUAGAUAAAGAGAACAUGCACCAGCCCUGCAAUAACGACAAUGUAAGGUCAUUCAGCCGAAUCUUCCUGCCCACCCUCUACAGCAUUGUCUUCGUUGUGGGCUUAAUUGGAAAUAGCCUGGUAAUGUCUGUGUUAGUCAAGUAUCAUAAAAGAUCAAACGUGACAAAUCUGUGCCUUUUCAACCUGGCGCUUUCAGAUCUCCUCUUCCUUCUAUCAUUACCUUUCUUUGCUCACUAUGCUGCCAUCACUGAGUGGGUCUUUGGGAGCUUCAUGUGCCAUGCAGUGACGGCGCUCUACAUGCUGGGAUUUUAUGGAAGCGUCUUCUUCAUGAUCCUCAUGACCGUACACCGCUACACCAUUACUGUUCAUGCCCGUAACUCCCACUUCUCCAAGCAGUGGUCAGUCAGAGCUAGCUUAUUGCUGGUUUUGUUUAUGUGGACACUUAGUUUGGGAACUUCUCUGCCAAACAUAAUAUUUGCCCAAGUUAAAGUGGCAGGUAAAUCAAAUGCCUCAACAUGCAAAAUGGAAUAUCAUGGAGCAUGGAGGUCAUUCUCUUACAUUGAGCUGAAUGUUUUAGGAUUUAUUGUUCCUCUCUCGGUGAUGGUGUUCUGUUACUCUCAUAUCAUCCCUGUCUUGAAGGCCAUGAAAACUCAGAAGAAACACAAAGCUGUCAGGCUCAUCUUUGUCUUGGUCACAGUGUUCCUCCUCUUCUGGACACCUUACAACAUCGUCAUCUUCCUGAAGUUACUGCAACAUUUGGGUUACAUAAGCACUUGUAAGUGGGAUCAGGACCUGACCAUGGCUAUGCAGUGGGUGGAAACCAUAGCGUACUGUCACUGCUGCCUCAACCCCAUCAUCUACGCCUUUGUUGGGGAGCAAUUCAGGAAUUCAACUCUCAAAAUCCUGAAACAGUGGUUUCCACAUUGCUUUGGUCGGUACUCAGCAACUGUCAAGCAGUUCUCAGAGAGGAAGCGCUUUAUGUCCUUACGCACCCUCGAAAAUUCCAGCUCAAAGAUUGUGUAGCCCGAACUGGAAAAAUUAAAACUGCACUGCCGUCACAAUAGUUAUGACUAGUAAAUUUGUGGAUCAAUUUGUAAAAAAUCUGAAGUUGGAUUCUCCUUUUACAAAAGAAAUUUUAAUUGUCAUUACUUUACUUCUUAGUUAAUGACAUUUUUGUUUUGUUUAUUCUUGUGUUGCCAAGAUGGCAAGUGGAGCCACUGUUGCCAUCCCCAAGUCAAUCAUUUUCUAAAAAAUUGCGCAUUUAUUAUUUAUAGCUUAACGUUGUUCUGUUCCUGUUAUCACUUAAAUUAUAACAGCUAGAAACAUUUAUUUCCUGAAACAAAUGUUUUUUUUUUCCCCAAGUUGUUAACCAGAAAUUAUUUUUUUUUACCUCUCAAAAAGUCUGAAUAUAUUCAAAUAUCCAGAAUAGGUAACAAAAACUAGCUCAUAGCUCAUUUAGCUUUUAACAAAGGCAUGUAUCCAGGUUUCUAGGCUGCUUUGCCUACAAACCCGGAUGUUUGUAGGCAUGCUAACAUAAUCACACCACCGCGUCGUAAAAAAUGCAUGAAAUACUGCUUAUAAUUUUGCAUAUGCAAAUACACAGUGGGUCUGUCUAUAAUAACAGCCCACAUAAACAGCCUGUACUGUAAGACUGAUGCUUAUUUUGCUUUUCCAGCUACCUUCAUUUGCAUUCUGUGAUUGCUGUUUGUAAUUGAAAUGCUAGUUUGUACUGUAUGUGAUACACAUGUGACACAUUAAAGCUUUCUGCAUGAAUCUAGCUGACCCUAAAG
Tachysurus fulvidraco (yellow catfish) is the source of this 2056-nucleotide messenger RNA. RefSeq names its product C-C chemokine receptor type 4-like. Gene Ontology annotation, cellular component: membrane. The record is from RefSeq and is a predicted model, not a curated record. Gene Ontology annotation, molecular function: chemokine receptor activity. Lineage: Eukaryota; Metazoa; Chordata; Actinopteri; Siluriformes; Bagridae. Bases 96 to 1289 code for a protein of 397 amino acids. Gene Ontology annotation, biological process: chemotaxis; immune response; G protein-coupled receptor signaling pathway. The transcript has 2 exons.